AUGAAAAAUGAAAUUAUAUUUAGUACAACAUUUAUAUUAUUUUUGAUCAGUUAUUGUUUUCAACCACUUUUAAUUGACAUUAUAAAAUAUAAUGGGUGUGGUAAUUCCAGUACUUUUAUUUUUUUAAUUCCACAUUAUUUAUCUAUGAUUAUUGUUGGUUUUCUUCCUAAGAAACAAAAAUUAAUGGAAUGUCAAUGGAUGAAAAUAUUCUUUGUUUCUUUAUUAGAUGUAGUGAAUCAAGUGUUAAAAAAAAUUGGAUUAAUUUAUGCAGGGUCCUCUUUAUAUAUUAUUAUAGAUAGCUGUACUUUAAUAUUUACAGCUAUGUGGAGAAAACUUUUAUUAAAUAAAAAAAUCAAUCAUAUUCAAUUAUUAGGAAUUUUAUUAAUUACCUUUGGUAUUGCCAUAAAAUCAAAUAAUUUAAAGAUUGAAAUAAAUAAAGAAGAAAUUAUUGGUAUUGUAUUAAUAUUUCUUAGUAAUAUCCUUAUGGGAUUAACAUUUGUAUUAAAUGAAAAAUAUAUGCAUCAAAUGGAAGGACAGAAUAUUGUCUGUUUAAUGGGACUCUUUUGUUUUGGAUUUAUUUUUAUAUGGACACUUAUAUGGACGAUACCAAAUUUUGAACAUUUAAUUAUAAAUAAUAUAAAAAAAAAACAAGGAAAUAUACAAACUAUUGGACUCAGCUUUUUUUUUCUUUUCGUAUUUAAUUUUAUUACUUCAUCUACCUUGUGGUAUAUUAUGAAAAUUAGUGGCUCUUUGUCUAUAGGUAUUUUGAAAGGACUCAAAGUAGCCAUAAUUUUUUUAUUCAGUCAUAUUUUUUUUUGUAAAUAUGAUCCAAAACAAUGUUUAACUUUUCAUUCCUCCUUAUCAGUUUUUUUUUGUAUUCUAGGAGUCCUCAUAUAUUCUUAUAACGAAUACCUUUUGUUAGUUACCAGCAAGUUUUAUUUACCAAAAAAAGCAAAAUUGAUGUUAUAA
This is a messenger RNA of Plasmodium adleri (nom. inval.), 969 nucleotides long. RefSeq names its product drug metabolite transporter, putative. NCBI's taxonomy places the organism in Eukaryota, Apicomplexa, Aconoidasida, Haemosporida, Plasmodiidae. Gene Ontology annotation, cellular component: membrane. Bases 1 to 969 code for a protein of 322 amino acids. The record is from RefSeq and is a predicted model, not a curated record. The transcript has a single exon.